Saimiri boliviensis boliviensis (Bolivian squirrel monkey) is the source of this 2266-nucleotide messenger RNA. Lineage: Eukaryota; Metazoa; Chordata; Mammalia; Primates; Cebidae. The record is from RefSeq and is a predicted model, not a curated record.
AUGGAGGCUGGGGAGAGGAUUGAUGCCAGCCAGCUGCCUCACGGGGUGCUGGAAACACGUGGCCAUGCCAUUAGCAUCCUAUUCGGCUUCUGGAUGAGUUUCAGCUGCGACACCUACCUAGUCCUCACUUGGAUCAGCAGGGUAAAAGGCAGCUCUGGUGUUAGUGCCUCCUCUGAUGAGCCACAUGCCAGAAUCCAGCAGAGCAAAUGGCAAGGCCAUGCAGAAGAGGACCAAAGUCAGGUGCCAGAAGCAGGUGACAUCUCCACUCUCAGUUCUUUGGAGGCAGCUAUUUUAAUAGAGCCACUUUACUGCAGCUAUUUUGACAUGAAGAUAUUUUGGUAUGGCUCGAAAAUUCAGCUGAUAAAUGUUCGGUUUUUAAAAAAAUAACUGAUGAGUAGAAUAGGCAUCUCGCAGGCCAUCUGUGAGCUUUGCCUCAACCUUGAUCUUCACCCCAUUGUCAAUCUAACCUCCAGGUAUCAAGGUAUAUGGAUUGAGAACAGAUGAGGGAAAGGAUCGGUAGAGGUUCAAAAUGAGAGAAAUAGCAUGUCAGGACCCCAGGAGAGUUGAGGCGCUUUUAAAACAAAACAAAACAAAACAAAAAUACCACGGUCAACCAAAUUCAGAAAUGGGACAGAAGUCAGAGAUGGGAAAUUGGUUAUAAACCAAAUACAGUGAGUCUGAAUUUUGGCUUGCUUGUUUGAGGCAGCUGUAUCAAAACAGUUGUGUUGGAAGAGCUGCAUGAAAUUGUUGGGCAAGAAAUAGUCCACUUAGGAUUCAGAUGAGCUCAUUUUGCCUCUUCCAUGGUCAAUGUCUGACUCAUAAAUGUCUAUACAUUUAUGGCUUGUGUGAGCCUCAGUUUCCCCACAUAAAAUACAGAUGAUGAUGUUGGCCCUUCCUCUUUCCCACUUUUUGCUCUCCCUCCAAGUAACAUGAUGAGGAAUGAGCCAGCAUCUUGUAAACUGCUCCAGGCCACCUGGAGAAAUGUGCUUGCGUAAUAGUCAGCGUUAGUAUACGUGAGUCUUCUAUGAGUAAAGAAUUUUAGAGUUGGCAGCCAUUUCUGCCUGGUGACUCAUGUGGGCACAAUGAUGCCCUUAGCUGCAAUGUAUGGUGUGGGUGAAUUUGUUCUUGUCACGGCAGAGGACUGAGUAUUCUUUAUCCGAAUGCUAUAGACUGAGUUUGCACAUGGGAACUAGAUUAGCUCUGAAGAGAGUUGAAAGGAACCUGACAUUUUUGCCUGCAAUCUAGAGUUUCAUUGUACAAACAACCACAGUGGCACAUUUGUGCCCAAUCAUUGGCUUCCCUUUGCCAGCAAAGAAAAUCUCCUAAAUUCUUCUGCCAUUUGUCAAACCUGCCAAAGUCCCUAGAGGCAGUUCUGGUAUAACUAAAGGUGGAGGGAAGAGAAUAUUCUCUCUACCAGGUUUCACUACUUCCAGUGAUGGUUGUUCACAAGGGGACAGCUUCUGCAUCACAGGAUGAAGCUUCAGGGAUUCAGAUGUCCUUCCAGUAUUAGGGCAAGGAGGUAGCAGGCACCAGGCCCCAGCUUCCAGAAUCCUGUCCUGCAGCCUCCCGGUGCUGGGCAGUGGCCUUCCUUUGAGCCUUCAGGGUGGAAACAAAGGACACAUGUGUCUCUGCAGCACUUCCGGCUUUUGCUCAUUCCUAUUUUCAGAGCCAAAGCACCAUCUCCUCUGGUACGGUUAAUCUUUGUUCCUGCCACUGACCCAUUCGUCUUUAUUACUUCUCACCAAGUCCCUGCCUUCAGAUUUCUUAGGGAUUUCUUUCUCAGGUAUUAUGUUUUGAUUCCCUCCACACAUUUAUUUCCAAGUGCCAAGAACAACUCUGUUCCGGCAGGAGGAUAUUAUGUGGCUUAAAAGAAAGAUUGAGCAGUGGCUUCUCUCCAUCAGCAUUCUUUAGGUUUACGUGGGAAUUCACUCUGGGAAUAGUUUAGAGUCUCCUUCAAGCCUCUCCCAGGCUGACAAAGUUUCAGUCCCAGAGAAUUACUUUGCUUCCAUUGUUUCUAAAUAAAUGAUAAAAGCCUUUCUUUCUGAGCCUGUAUAGAAGGGCUCACACCCCUCCCCCCACUAUUACUUCCCUAAGAUCUUGGCUGGGCCCACAGUGAAUACACACUGGGUAUUGUUACCAUUGUUAUAGACUUCAGCAUCAACUCCAAUAUUUGAUGGUCUAAUAAACCUUGAGUCCUCUUUCAGAAUUGUUAGUUUUUCCAACCUUUGGGAACCAUGCUCACCCUUUAGGGCAGCUCUUCCUAAGU